CAAAGAGGAAUGCUGUGAUGUCACUCUCUACCACACCACUCAUACAAAGGCGUGAAACACACAUGCACACACACACACUCUCUUUCACACACCAGUCCACUCAAACACAAUCCAACUCCUGUUGACUCUCUUAUUCUGGAUAAAACACAAAUAUAUCCGGCAAUCGUGUGUGCCAGGAAUGAGCAGAGCCCCAGCAUUUUCAUCCAUCCACAGGGGGAUAUGUGCUGUUCUCUUCUAAGAAGAGGAAAAGGAAGAGGAUAAAACCUUGAACAAUCAGAUUUGCAGCAGUGCUUCCUGUUUACCUGCGAUCACACACUCGUGUUUACUAAGAAUUUGCACCAUACCCCCCAGUACACACUCUUGCGCGCACACACACACUCCAUAAUGCUGCAGCAAAUUCUUUCAAACAUGUACAUCGAUCCGGAAAUCCUGGAGGCGCUGAACGAGGAGCAGAAGAAGACGCUCUUUCUGAAGAUGAGAGAAGAGCAAGUGCGCCGCUGGAAGGAGAGAGAGGAGAAGGAGGAGAGGGAAGGAAAGAUGGAAAAGACCAGACCAAAAAAAGCCACGUUUAAGAAAGUGAGCUGGCUGCUGGGACGAGACGGUGACGUGCACGUGCGUGUUAUCGGAGAGACCGACGAGUUGAAACAGAGCUCGAAGAAAUUUUUCCUGUCAGAAUUCCGGACAAAAAACGAGAAUGACCUCAACAACACCAACAGACCUCAGACUACUGGAUAUCUCAAAAGCAACCUGGAAAACCAAGCGAUCCAGCAGGACAGCAAAUCCGGGAUAGAGCUACUGCUUAAGAACGCAGACGUGAUCAACUACUCAGACGCUGUUCCAGACUUCCAGAAACACCACAAUAACCACUCUAUAGAGGAGCUGAAGAGCCAGAAGGAUGACUCUUUGUAUCUGAGCGCACCCAGGAUGGACAGAGAGCCGUCUGUAUUGGCGAGACUGAACCAGUUCGGUUUACAGAAAAGCAGCAUGAUCGAAGACGAACAGGAAAGAGGAGUGGUAAACGAUCAGGGACUCGGCUCUCCCUUCGUAGGCCGUGUGGCUCAGCUCAGGAUGAACUUCAACAUGCCGAACACUAAAACCCCCUCACGGUACACAAAACCACCCGUUCCUUCCAAACCGGCUCAUCUUCUGGCGGCUGCCUCCGUGAGAUAAACUGGGCGAUAAUGUGGGGUCUGGAUAAUGGAACGUGAUUAAACAUACCUGUACAUUAAUCCUGACACACCCGACACUCUUCAGCUGCAUGUACAAAUAUCAAGACUGUUGUGUCGGACAUGAAGGGAAAAAAUGCCCCCUGAUCUGUGUAUUAAUUCAGACCGGCUUUCAAUCAGUUCACUGCAGCAAGUCGAUACACACAGCCUGGACUUUAGCAAUACGUCUUUCUUGCUUUUGGUGUCAUGCUCACUUUAGAUCUGCCAAAACUUUUUUUAUAUAUAUAUUAUUAUUAUUAAAUAUACAUAUUACAAUAUACAUGGUUUUUAUAUAAUGGAUAAUGUUUUGUACUUGUGUUCUUGAAUGUGCUUUGUAAAUAUGAACAGUGUGUCAAAAAUGCUAAUAAAAAUUUUUGGGUUUCAAA
Silurus meridionalis is the source of this 1591-nucleotide messenger RNA. RefSeq lists its product as uncharacterized. Lineage: Eukaryota; Metazoa; Chordata; Actinopteri; Siluriformes; Siluridae. Bases 385 to 1170 code for a protein of 261 amino acids. The transcript has 6 exons. The record is from RefSeq and is a predicted model, not a curated record. Gene Ontology annotation, cellular component: cytoplasm.